Amphimedon queenslandica is the source of this 2810-nucleotide messenger RNA. Its product is annotated as transient receptor potential cation channel subfamily A member 1 homolog. Gene Ontology annotation, molecular function: monoatomic ion channel activity; protein binding. The transcript has 19 exons. The record is from RefSeq and is a predicted model, not a curated record. Gene Ontology annotation, cellular component: membrane; transmembrane transporter complex. Gene Ontology annotation, biological process: monoatomic ion transmembrane transport. The coding region runs from base 10 to 2751 and encodes 913 amino acids. NCBI's taxonomy places the organism in Eukaryota, Metazoa, Porifera, Demospongiae, Haplosclerida, Niphatidae.
CCACUUGGUAUGGCUUGUAUAAAAGGACAUAAAAAAGUAGUUGAACUACUACUGAAGCAUGGAGCUAAUAUCAAUCAUAUUAAUAAACAAAAACAUACACCACUUGUUAUAACCUGUAUAGCAGGACAUGCAGACAUAGUUGAACUACUACUGGAGGAGGGAGCUGAUUUUAAUGUGGCUGAUAAUGACAAUGAUGCACCACUUGGCAUUGCUUGUCAUCAAGGACAUACAGAAAUAGUUGAACUACUACUGAAGCAUGGAGCUGAUGUCAGUCACGCUAAUAAAAAAAAACAUACACCACUUGCUAUGGCUUGUAUAGGAGGACAUGCAGAAAUAGUUAAACUACUACUGGACAAGGGAGCUAAUGUCAAUGUCACUGAUGUUCUUAAAUGUACACCACUUGUCUUAGCCUGUAUAGGAGGACAUGCAGAAAUUGUUAAACUACUAAAGGAGAUUGGUGGAGUUGAUAUCAAUGCUACUGAUGAACUAAAGAAUACACCACUUGUUGUGGCUUGUAAAGCAGGACAAAAAGGAGUAGUUGAAAUGUUACUGAAGAUUGGAGCUAAAGUCAAUGUCACUGAUUAUGAUGGAAAUACACCACUUGCUAUAGCUUGUAUGAAAGGGCAUACAGAAAUAGUUGAACUACUACUGAACCAUGGUAUAGAUAAUACCAAUAACACUAAAAAUAAAAUAGCCAGUGCAGAAGGGCAGCCUGAAAGAGUUAAAAUUAAUGGCACUAAUAAAAAAAAACAUACAGCACUUCAUAUUGCCUGUUAUAAAGGACAUACAGAAAUAGUUGAACUACUACUGAAGCAUGGAGCUAAAGUUGCUAUAUUUAAUGAAGAUCGUCUUAAUGCUCUUGAUAUUGCUGUAGAGGAAGGAAAAAAAGAUGCUGCAAUGGCUAUAGUCAAAAGUGAUAAGUGGAAGAAUGCAUUACGUAGUUAUACAGUGGAUACAAGUCAUCAAAGUGGUGAUAAAGUCUGUGGAAUUAGAAGACUAUGUUGUUGCAAAAAUGAUGAUGCUAAUAAGCAAUUCACAACACCAAUGAGAAGGAUAAUUAAGAAGAUGCCAGAUGUAGCUAAAGUUGUUUUUGAGAAGUGCUGUGAGACAGACAAACCACCAGAUCAUCCUAAUCAUGAGAUUAAAUUUAAUUAUGAGUUUCUUGAUGAUUUUGACAAAAUAUGGACUCGACGAUCAAAAUACUCUAGUGAGAAUCAUUGCCUUAGUAUUCUUGCUAAUUCACCAAGUGCUGAUUUAUUAAAGCAUCCACUUGCUGCUACCCUGCUUGAUCAAAAAUGGAAUAAAAUAGGACGGAUAGUCUAUUACACUAAUUUGAUAUUUUAUUUUCUGUUUGUCAUUUUACUGACAUCAUAUGCUCUCACUGUCCAUCCUCCAAAUUCAAACAUAUGUAUGGAAGUAUUUGGAAAUGGCAAUGAAACAUCUAUUGAUUGCCUUCCAGAGGAAAGAUUUAUAUCUCAAAGAUACAUACCUAUUGCUAGUAUAUGCCUGAUAGUUUAUUCUGCAAUCUUGAUAAUACGAGAGGCAUUUGAAUUGAUUUUGUUUAGAGAAAAGUAUUUUACCAGUUUUGUUAACUAUAUUGACGUCUCACUGUUUAUCUUUACGAUAAUGUUUGCAUCAGUACAUGGCAACCAGUGCUAUUGUACUCGUCCAUGGCAGUGGCAGGUUGGAGUGAUUGCUGUAUUCCUCAGUUGGAUUGCACUGAUACUCUCCAUAAGGAAGCUACCAGUAGUUGGAAUAUAUGUGGUCAUGUUUAUUAAGAUUUUUAACAACUUUAUCAAGGUUGUCAUCCUUGCCUUACUAUUAAUCUUAGCCUUUGCAGUUCCUUUUUACAUGAUGUUUUAUGAUCCUCAAGAUAGAGCAGAAGGAAUACGUACUCCAUUUAUCACUCCAUGGAGGACAACUGUUAAAGCAAUAUCAAUGACAGUGGGAGCACUUGAUAUAGAUUCAUUAUUGCGACAGGAUGAUCAAAGGAAUGCCCCUGAUGUACAGUAUCCAGUAGUUGCAUUUUCAUUGGUAAUUGUGUUUGUGAUUUUAAUGCCAAUUCUAUUCCUUAAUCUAUUGAUCGGUUUAGCUGUUGGUGACACUGAUGAAAUACAAAAAUCAGCUGAUACUUACAGACUAACUCUGAGGGUUGAAUUUACACUACCUAUUGAGCAACUUCUAAGAUCAUUUAGAAGCUAUAUUGAUGAAAAGGGGCGACUAAGAAAAGUUUCAUUUUUGUUAGGAAAGAUUGUAGCUGUUACUAAAACUGAUAAACCAAACAAACACAACUUCUUGAAACAAAAAAUUGAUGAGAUUGAGAAAUCUAUUAAAACUGAACCUCCAGCAACUCUAACUCAUGUUAAAAAUCAAACCAAAUCAUUAUCUGACGAAAUGAAGAGCCUACACAAUUCAGUAUCUCAGGAGGUGAAAGACCUACGCAGUUCAGUAUCUGAGGAGGUGAAGGACCUACGCAGUUCAGUAUCUGAGGAGGUGAAGGACCUACGCAGUUCAGUAUCUCAGGAGGUGAAGGACCUACGCAGUUCAAUGGAUCAGUUGUUAGCUAUUGUUAACAGUAUGAAUGAAAGAGUAGGAGGAGGAGGAGGAACAGAAGGAGAAGAAAAAGGAGGAGGAGGAGGAACAGGAGCUGGAGGAACAGGAGCUGGAGGAAUAGGAGCUGGAGGAACAGAAGGAGGAAGAGGAGGAACAGGAGCCAGAGGAUUAGAAGAGGAGGUGGAGCAAAAGAAAUAAUUUUGCUUAGCUUGUGGAGGAGGAAGGAGAGUGAUUUUUAACGUUAAAAAUUAAAAUUA